AUGACAGUCUACCACAUCGUUCUCUUCCGCCUCAAGCCAGGCGUCACACAAGCCCAGAUCGCCAACUGGGGUGCCAUCGCCGAGAGCAUGGUCGGGAAAAUCCCCGGGCUGGUUUCCCUCAAGGCCGGCCAGCCGUUGCCCAUCAGUGUUUCUCGGGCUAAAGGGUUCGAUAUGGGGCUGGUGGCGGUAAUGGAGUCGCCGGAGCAUGUGGCUUCGUAUGCUACACAUCCGGCUCAUUUGGAGGUGCAGAAGUUGAGGGAGGAGUUGUGUGAGGAUACGCUAGCGUAUGAUUUGGAGUUUUGA
This is a messenger RNA of Aspergillus clavatus NRRL 1, 303 nucleotides long. RefSeq lists its product as uncharacterized. The coding region runs from base 1 to 303 and encodes 100 amino acids. The transcript is spliced from 3 exons. The record is from RefSeq and is a predicted model, not a curated record. Lineage: Eukaryota; Fungi; Ascomycota; Eurotiomycetes; Eurotiales; Aspergillaceae.